AGAACAUGUCACAGCGGUGUGCCCUGUGUUGUAUGAAAUGUAAUGUACAGUCAAGUAGACAAGAAGUUAUGCCAAGUGUGUGUGUCAUAUCCAACGCCGUUUGAACUCCCAGCGAAACUAAUACGAUUGAGUGCUGCCUUGUCCCUGAAGCAGAAAUAUCUGUGUUCAUACGCAGAUGCGUGCACUUUUCAUUCGAGUCAUUUUCGUUAGGUCUGCUUUGAUACGAGUGGAAUACCAACUGCGUCACUAGAAUUCUGGCCGCGCUGAAGCGUGAUCUGUGGGCGUGACCGUGCCAGAUCUCUUCUAGUAGCUAAUAUUAUAAUUAUUUAUGUUUUACAUUUCCUUGAAUUAUGCAAUGUGCAAUAUUACAAUAACGUAACGUGUAUUUACUGUACUCUAAUCAUACAGAUAGUGGUUUUUACCAUUCAUUCUGUAGUGUGGUAGAUGCGCGAGUGUACCGUAUUUGUAAAUACAGCGUAGUGAUUCAAUGUACAACAUGUAUCAAAAUCGGACAAAAACACGCGUUUUCUUUUGUGAUGAAAAAAAAAAAAUCAAUGUUUGAAAAAUAAAACUGUGAAUUAUUAAAACACGAAGAAUCGAUUUGUAAAACACAGGCGCGUUUGUGUUAGCACUGUGCAAUGCGCAUCGGGUUUAUUGUUAGUAAAGUCUGCAUUUUAUAUCAAUUUAAGUGCGCCACAAGAUACUGCCUUAAGACCGAGUGUGUCCAGACUAGCUAACCUUCAUUGGCCGAGCCUUUUUACAGAGUCCCGCCCACAAGAACCUGGAUUUUGGAUUGCAUUUCCAAGUAUAGACGCACUUGUAAGCAAAGCGCUUGUUUAUUUGGCGCUCAAUAUUUAAAAACUUUAAAAUACAGUCAUAUAUUCCGCUAUACGUUACAGAUCAUAUUACAUAGUUAACUUAAACACAGUUAUUCAAUACUAAAGAUUAAAGGACAUUAGAACGCAAUUCUCAAGAAUUGUUGGAACACAUUUUUGCAGUACUUGGCAAAGCCCACAUGUUAAUGGCUUACAUGGUAAGGUGGGAAAGCGUGGUUCUCCACUAGGUGUAGACAUGGGCGCAGUAUUCAUCAGCGGCCAGAUCCUGUCUGAGAUCCGUUAAGUCAACUCAUCUUGUUUCGUCAGUAAUAAUGAAUUCAAAGUGGAGGCAGUACAGUAGUAGGAGUUUGAAAGUUUUACUGUUUCAAAACUUUGGCAUGUGGUAUCCCUGGUAUUGACCUCAUAGACCUCCUGUGUAAUAGCUUUGGGUUUGAUAAUCCCUCCUCUCUUCGUGGAAUGAAACUCUGUAAUUGUGCAAUGAGGUGCAUGAUUCUCAACUCCAGAAGUGUGCGAUCUCUGAAAAGUUUAUCUCGGCUUCCAGUCCAGAUGGAGGGAGGAGGAAGAUCUGACACCCCCUGCCAAGGAGGAGAGUACAAUAAAAUGAAGAUUGCAAAAUUAUUGAGUGCAAACAAUAAGAAUCUCUUUUAAAGACUUGUGGAGAAAAGUACUGCCUUCCUCUUCAGUCAGGUAGCAACACCCUCCCCUUCCACGCUUUUCCCUGGCAGGGGGCCAGGCCCCCCAUUCAUCUUUUUCCUCCUCCCUCCCUAGGGCAGGUCCUCUCCUCCUCCAUCUGUGGAAACACAACCAGCAUCAUUACUUCUCAGGAACUUGUCUCCAGGAGCUGGAUUUGAACAGGCAUUUUCAGGGAGGAUAAGCCAUGGGAUUAGCCCACUGUGGCACCAGCUCCCACAGGAAAGCCUUAUUCCACACUGAUUAUAAGAACGGCUCCUGUUUCCUGGUGUCGAACGAGCUGCGCUUCUCCAAAGAGGUCCUCCCGCUGUACUUCAAGCACAACAACAUGGCCAGCUUCGUCCGGCAGCUCAACAUGUACGGGUUCCACAAAGUGGUUCAUGUUGACAUGGGGCUGCCCCGGGAGCAGGAGGAGGUCAUAGAGUUCCAGCACCCCCACUUCCGCUGCGGAGAGACCCAGCUGCUGAAGAGCAUCAGGAGGAAGGUAUCCAUCAGCAGGGUGGAGGAGGUCAAACUGAAGCAGCAGGAGAUGUCCAAAAUCCUGCUGGAAGUCAUGCAGGUCAAAGGUCGACAGCAAGUGGCCGAUUCCAAGCUUCUGGCCAUCAAACAAGAGAAUGAAACCCUGUGGAAUGAAGUUUCCUCUCUGAGACAGAAGCACCACCAGCAACACAAAAUCACUCGCAAGAUCAUUCACUUCAUUGCCAGCAUGGUGCAGUCCAAGAGCUCAUCUGGAAUCAAGAGGAACCUGCCAUUAAUGCGCAAUAGUUCCAGAAUUUACCACUCCAGCCCCAAAUACAGCCAUCCAAUCAGAAUUGAGUCCGAUCAGGAGUCCUCGGCCAUCCAGGGGAACCUGCAGAACAGCAGCGUGUACCCAGGGGGCAUGAUCAUCUCUGACAUCACACAAGCGCUGGAGCAUCGGGCAGCGGUGCCCUGGCAGGGAGAUCCUGGGUGCAGCGGCUCCUACGAUGUCAACUGGAGACCCUCUGAGCUGGAGACCCUAUUGAAGCAGGAGACCGACAACCUUGUGCCCAGUGCUGCCCCCUGCGCCCUCGCCCCCAGUGACCUCUACCACUCCCUGCUGGAGGAGAGUGGCACUGCAGGCCCUGAGGAGGCCUCUACAGAAUGGGGGGAGAUUGUGGACCACCUAGCCCAGAAGCACUGCUGUCUGUCCAGCUCGUCGCACGUCAACAUGGAGCUGUUGCAGGAUCUCUUAGCACCCUGCCCAGGACCCUCCUGUCUGGAAACGGCAAGGCCAUGGGACAUGGUGAGCAUCUCAGUAACAACAAGAACAAGUGGAGAUGGUGCAGUACGAGGAGGACAUCCUGCCCUCACUGCUGGAGCUGGCAGAGGAGGCCUCAGACGUGGGGUGCUAUCCCGGGGAGCUGCCCCAGGACCCCCUGAGCCACAGACACUGCCUCUCCUGCAGCUAAACAUGCAGCCAGGAGAGCGUGGGGAGACCCGAGGCUGAGCCCUCUGCACCCUGACAGCACUGCCAGAGGACUAGCUUCUGCACCCUGUGUAUUUCUGUCCAGGAGAACAGAGUUUGGGGAAGGGGAGAAGCAGAACUGUUAUAUUGCGGAGAUCCGGAUUCACACCUUGUGAGCAGGGCUGGGCUGAGCCUUUUUAUUCACUUCCAGUUCCUUUUAAAAAUACAUUCCCAUUUCCUUUGUAUCAAUUCCAAUUCCAAGUAAGGACCGCGAAUGGGAAUUGGAGAAUUCAUUUUAAAUGGAAUUGGAAUGUUUAUUAUUAUUUCUUCAUUUUUUUGUUAUUAAUCUGUUUUAUCACAAUAUUGUUGGCUGAGAAUAGAUCCUGUAAUUAACAAUGUGUGCAGUUCAGGGUUAGGGCGUUGUGCUUUUACUGGGCAUGCGUGCAGAUUAGCUCUAUCUUGUGGACAGUCGUUAUAAUGCAGUCUCACUGUGUAAAGAGUGUAAAGAGCUUGAAGAACAAUAACAGCACACUACAAACUAGUUAUCCUGGGAUACCCUUAAACAAUGUGCUUGAUAAAUAAAGGGUAAAAUAACCCCUUCUGGUCUUCUCAGUUUGACCUGAAACACAAUUCAGACAGAAAAAAUAAACAGAAAACUAUGAGCUAGAAUAUUGUAGGUUGUGAACAGUUUCACAGAUCACUGAACUGCAUUGUGUUAGGAAUGCAUGGGCCUGCGGUUCAUUAAAAAAACAAAAAAAACCUUGAGAUAAUUAACAAAGACUCAUUUUUAUAAAGGUAUAUACAUAUAAAUAUAAACACAUGUUUUUUUUUUUUUCUCAGUAUCGUCUGUCACCGAUAUUAUAUUGUUUCUUGUGUUAAAAAAUGGUUCUGUAUGUUAUAAGUUUGCAUUUAUGGGGUCUGCUAGAACUGA
Molecule: messenger RNA, 3883 nt
Organism: Polyodon spathula (Mississippi paddlefish)
Lineage: Eukaryota; Metazoa; Chordata; Actinopteri; Acipenseriformes; Polyodontidae
Product: heat shock factor protein 2-like
Exons: 12
Coding region: 1714-2994 (426 amino acids)
Biological process (GO): regulation of DNA-templated transcription
Molecular function (GO): DNA-binding transcription factor activity; sequence-specific DNA binding
Source: RefSeq, a predicted model, not a curated record